AUGGAGUGCCCUGAUGGGAGGCAAUGUGUUGCAGGUAGAUUCGAGUCUCGGUCUUUUUCGAUUGGCUGGAGCGCCAACGCCGCUAUCUCAUGGAUCAGCGCCGGUUUCAGCGUUGUCCAGUCCAUCGAUACUGGUAACAAUUACGAGUGUUGGGGCAAUUCUCGCGACUUUUUUGCCGUUUGGAAGAAGCAGGGCCAGACGGCCUACACUGUCCAGAAUGGUAUCUACAACUCGUGUACCAGUUCAUGGAUGCCUGUCGGUGGGCAUGUUAUUAUCUGGUCACCCAAUGCCCAGAACAGGAGGGGCAACCAUUACUGCGUGUUUGGUCGCCAACUCGACUCUUCAUCAACAACGAGGCAAUAUGUCGACGCCAAGUCCGACAAGAGAAUCAGCGUCCACAACCCCAUCGACGGCUCAUUAGUUUCCGAUGAUGUUCAUGUCGCUGGCCCACAAGACGUCGAUGAUGCUGUAGAUGCAGCCCAGGCAGCUUUCAGCGGUCCCUGGAAGACCUUUACAGCAGCUCAGAGGACGAAAUGCAUGCUCAAGCUUGCCGACCUCAUUGACGCCAAGGCCAAGGAUUUGGCUGUGCUCGAAACAAUUGCCAUGGGUCAACCCACCAGCAUUGCCGUCAACAUCACCAAUAUGACGAGCGAUCUCUUCCGCUACUAUGCAGGAUGGACUGACAAGAUUCGCGGCGAACAACUACCUCCUGAGGGCGGUGUUUACAAGAUCAUCAGCCAUCAUCCGUUUGGUGUUGUCGCUGGUAUUAGCGCCUGGAAUGGCUCUUCCAUACAACUCGGCCUGAAGAUACCUCCGGCUGUGGCUGCAGGCAACACGGUCGUCUACAAGAUGUCCGAAAAGUCUCCGUUGGGUAUGCUACAACUUGGACACAUGAUCAAGGAAGCUGGAUUCCCACCUGGUGUUAUCAACAUCCUUAACGGCGCAGGAGAAACUGGGUCUCUUCUGGCAUCGCACAUGAAGAUUCGUAUGAUUUCCUUUACUGGGUCUGGUUUCACAGGACGAAAGAUCUCCGAGGCUGCGGCCAGAUCCAACUUGAAAAAAGUGGCCCUUGAGCUCGGCGGAAAGUCACCUGUUCUUGUGUUCAACGAUGCAAACAUUGAAAAGGCCAUUGAGUUCUGCACCACCAUGUUUCUCUUGAACUCGGGUCAAGUAUGCGCGGCUCCAAGCCGAGUUUACGUCCAGCGAGACAUUGCGAAAUCAUUCAUUGACGACCUAAAGAAACGAUACUCAGAAGUGACUUCUGGUAUAGGAGCUGACCCACAGGAACCUUCGACUUUCAUGGGUCCGCUUGCGGAUAGUUCUCAAUUUGAGCGUGUGAUGAGCUUCAUUGAUUCCGGUAGCAAGGAAGCUGAACUCGCAGUUGGUGGCCAUCGGGUAGGUGAGAAGGGAUACUUUGUCGCCCCAACCAUUUUCAUCAAUCCCAAACCCGACGCAAAGAUUUUGAAUGAAGAAAUAUUCGGACCAGUCUUGACGGUAGUGACCUUUGAUACCGAAGAAGAGGCUGUCGCACUGGCCAAUGACACAGAGUAUGGUCUCGCUGCGUAUGCGUGGACCGAAUCUUUGUCCAGAGGGUUGCGAAUGUCGGAUCAACUUGAAGCUGGUGUCGUUGGUAUCAAUGGAGGAUCAAUGGGUAUUAUCCCUGUGAUGUCUGUAGGUGGAUUCAAGCAAAGUGGAACUGGCUCGGAGUCUGGAUACGAAGGUAUCAAGGAGUAUCUCCAGACCAAGUCCACUAUGAUCGCUUUGAGUUGA
This is a messenger RNA of Fusarium poae, 1770 nucleotides long. RefSeq lists its product as uncharacterized. The record is from RefSeq and is a predicted model, not a curated record. NCBI's taxonomy places the organism in Eukaryota, Fungi, Ascomycota, Sordariomycetes, Hypocreales, Nectriaceae. Gene Ontology annotation, molecular function: aldehyde dehydrogenase (NAD+) activity. The transcript has 8 exons. Bases 1 to 1770 code for a protein of 589 amino acids.